GAGACUGUCGGAUGUGGAAAACGCUUUAAGAUACCGCGGCUCAGUGGUGUUUCAUAUAUACCGAAUGGAAUAACUACUUGAACGAUUUAAUUGAAUUAAAAGAUCUCGGUUGAGUUUACCUCUGCUAUAAACACAAACAUCUAGCUACACCUAUAUCGGGUCUGGAGAGAGUGGUGGAGGAGUUCGUAGACGGUAGCUUAGGUGUUAGGACGUAUGUACUCUAGUGUUGCGUUGCUUUGUUGAACAUGGAAAAAGUACUGCUGCUUGAAAAUAAGCCCGCAAUCACGUUCUACAGAGAGGAGCAAGAAAACAUGGAUGAUCUUAUAGAAAAGAGAAUGGGUAAUGAAAGUCCCUCGUUCAGUCACAGUCCGCAGUUCGGGCAGAAUGAAACCGAGUUACCCAAUGAGAUAUCAGCCCCCUACGAAGUACCACAGUUCCCUAUUGAACAGAUCGAGAAAAAAUUGGCCAUACAAAGGCAGUUAAACGUCAAGGCAUUAGAGGAGGGUAAGAGAAGUCACUAUGAACCAUCUUUAGCUGCCGACGAUAGAGAUCAACUGAACAUAGACGAACAUGACUUCGUUCCUCAUUUCCAGAGAGUCUCAAUUUCUGGAGAAGAUACGAGUGGGGUUCCACUGGAGGACUUGGAGAGAGCCUCAAAAAUGUUGGUAGAAGCUUUACGUAUAAGGCAAUGUUACAUGGCCAUGUCCCACCAAAACUUCAGUCAGACUGCAGCUAGAUUUUUAGACCCUACAAGAAUAGAAAGGAAGCAUGGGGAUAAACAAACCAUUGAAGAACAUGGCAUCCACCCUCCUGAGCAUCAUCCUUGGAAAGCCCAGGACGUAGGUGACACAGCACACGUUUUUAAAUCGAAUAAAGGUGUUUUCGAAAUUUUUGAAAACGAGGAAGCUUUAAAUAACAAUAAACCUUGCGAUUUUCCGUACCCGGAUAUGGAAACUUUUGUUAAAGAUAUGAACAUCAUGUGCAGUCUGAUUGCAGAUGGUCCCUUGAAAUCCUUCUGUUACCGACGCCUGAGUUAUUUGUCAUCCAAAUUCCAAUUACACGUUCUGCUGAACGAGCUCAGGGAGUUGGCCUCUCAAAAAGCUGUCCCCCACAGAGAUUUCUACAACAUAAGAAAAGUAGACACUCACAUCCACGCGGCAUCCUGCAUGAACCAGAAGCAUCUUCUCCGUUUCAUCAAGAAGACCUUGAAAAACCACGCUGAUGAGGUCGUGACACUAACCGGCGGCAAACCUAUGACCUUGAAACAGGUUUUCCAGUCCAUGAAUCUGACGACGUACGACCUGACCGUCGAUAUGCUGGACGUCCACGCCGACCGUAAUACUUUCCAUAGAUUCGACAAAUUCAACGCCAAGUACAAUCCGAUCGGAGAGAGCAGACUGAGAGAGGUGUUUUUGAAGACCGACAACUACAUCAACGGCAAAUAUUUCGCGAGGAUCAUCAAGGAGGUGGCCAGCGACUUGGAAGAAUCCAAAUACCAAAACGCCGAAUUGAGGCUGAGUAUCUACGGAAAGAACAAAGACGAGUGGGAUAAACUUGCCAAAUGGGCCAUAGAAUCGAAUGUGUAUUCGGACAAUGUGAGGUGGUUGAUCCAAGUUCCGCGAUUGUUCGAUAUCUUCAAGCUCAACAAAAUCCUGGACAACUUCCAAGAAAUCCUAGACAAUAUCUUCACGCCCCUGUUAGAAGUGACAGCUAGGCCAAGUACCCACCCAGAGUUGCAUCUCUUCCUUCAGUAUGUCAUAGGCUUCGACUGUGUCGACGAUGAGAGCAAACCUGAGAACCCUGUCUUCGAUGGCAACAUCCAAGAACCCUCGGAGUGGAAUGAUGAAGAAAACCCUAACUACGCUUACUACCUCUAUUAUCUUUUCGCCAAUUUAUGCACUCUGAAUCACCUCAGGGUGCAGAAAGGCUUACACCCAUUGAACCUAAGGCCUCACUGCGGGGAAGCUGGACCCAUACAGCAUCUCAUAUGCGGCUACAUGCUCUCUGAAAAUAUUUCGCACGGGUUGCUACUGAGGAAAGUACCAGUCUUACAGUACUUGUACUAUUUGGCACAGAUAGGAAUCGCCAUGAGUCCUCUGUCCAACAACAGUUUGUUCUUGAACUAUCACAGGAAUCCUCUUCCUGAAUACCUUGCAAGAGGUUUGGUAGUAUCUCUUUCAACUGACGAUCCCUUACAAUUCCACUUCACCAAAGAACCCUUGAUGGAGGAGUACAGUAUCGCAGCCCAAGUGUGGAAACUAUCCAGUUGUGACAUGUGUGAACUGGCCAGGAACAGCGUCUUGAUGUCCGGUUUUCCCCAUAGGGUCAAGAAGUUCUGGCUUGGUCCCAAUUAUACAAGGGAAGGUGUACCAGGCAAUGACAUUUCUAGAACCAACGUACCAGAUAUAAGGGUUGCUUUCAGGUAUGAAACUCUAGUAGAUGAGUUGUCUACCAUUUUCAAAUCGGUCAUGCAGCAAAAUCUUAAUUCUAGCGCAUAAAAUUGUUGUUGAAGUUCUUUGAUAGAGGAAAAAUAUUGUACGUCGAAUUUAUUUUAUUACUUCAUAGGAUUUAUAUUUUUGAGCUCGAUUUUGAGACGAUUUAGGAGUAUAUUUUGUUUUUAUCCUUAGGAGAAUCUUAAUGUUUCUCUCUAUUCGUUCAAUUUUUUUAAGCAUUUGAAUCUUGUCUUCAUGCAACAUAAUAUCCAAGAUUCGUAUAUGGAAUGCUCAUUCAAGUACACGUUCCCUAUUUAGUUAAGAAUAAAGUACUACUUAUUCUACAAAAAGUGAGCAGAUUAGAUUGUAUAGAAGUAUAUAUACAUAAAUAAUAAAUAUAUAUAACGUUAUUGAUUAUCCAAAUAAUGUUUUCUUUACCAUAUGUGAUUUUCUCAAUUAACUUACGUGACAGUUUUACUGAUCAGCGUAUAGGAAUGUGCCUAAUAUUUUGUUAUAUUAAUAAACGGUUAUAAAUCAA
Coccinella septempunctata (seven-spotted ladybird) is the source of this 2970-nucleotide messenger RNA. RefSeq names its product AMP deaminase 2. Lineage: Eukaryota; Metazoa; Arthropoda; Insecta; Coleoptera; Coccinellidae. Gene Ontology annotation, molecular function: AMP deaminase activity. The coding region runs from base 246 to 2498 and encodes 750 amino acids. The record is from RefSeq and is a predicted model, not a curated record. Gene Ontology annotation, cellular component: cytosol. The transcript has 8 exons. Gene Ontology annotation, biological process: AMP metabolic process; IMP salvage.